CCGGUGAGUCGUAUUGAGGACUUUGUCAGAUGGAGGCCGCUUCUCAUCAGGCUGCGACCUCAUGUAGGUAUAUCUAUCUGGCCUCGUCCACUUGCGCAGUAUUCCCUAUGGCCGUUCCGCUCUAUUCACCGCAUCACCACACAUCGAUUUAAACUCACGGAUACCCUACGCUAGACAUCCCGACCGACGGAUAGACCCAUAGGGAACCCACCUUGAAGCACACGGCAACCCUAACGGGCAACAACAGAUUCAUUCACUUCCCGUCCCCACCAUGCGCUCUCUAUUCCUCCUCCCGGGCGCUCUCCUUCCACUCGCACUCGCCACCCCUGACUUCUCAGAUUGGCGAAAGCCAGGCACAAACGACUACCGCGCACCAUGCCCAGCCCUCAAUAGUCUCGCCAACCACGGCAUCCUCCCCAGAGACGGCCGCAACCUUUCCGUACCUAUGCUCGUCAGUGCCAUGAGUGAGGUCUUUAACCUCUCCACCGAAGUCGGCACGCUGGUAUCCAUCCGCGCGAUCGAUACCUCUUCCACACCUGGUACUGGCACAUUCUCGCUCAAGGACCUGCAGAAGCAUAACAUGAUCGAACACGACGCCUCGCUGUCGCGUGCGGACGACGCCUUAAGUGGCGAUAGCCAUAGCUUCAACCAGCAGGUCUUUGACAGCUGGUUCCGAUUCUUCGAUGGCAUGGACGCCCUAACACUCCCGGCGCUGGCUAUGGCGCGGUAUAGUCGCGUGGUAACGGAGCGGUAUCGCAAUCCGGCGUUUGUGUAUGGUGCCAUUCAGCAGUUCUCGGGGUAUGCGGAGAGUAUUCUGAUUCUGAAUGGGAUGGUGGAUGAGAAGGGGGUGUGUCGAAAGGAUUAUACCAGGAUUCUUUUUGAAGAGGAACGAUUACCAUAUAAUGAGGGCUGGAGGCCGCCGAAGAAGUCGCUGAAUGCGUUUGUGUUCUCGUUGAACAUGCUACAGAUGGCGCUUGCGACACCGGAGAAGACGUAUGAUGCAGCAGCCGCGGAGUUGGCGAAUCUGCAUCUUGGUACAGGAUCACAUGCCGGCGCGUUUGACUCUGCGUUCCACCAUCAGGUCCCGAUUCACCAGGGGUUUUAGGUGGUCUUAUAGCUUCAUGGCUGCAUCGUAGAUUAACUCGUGCUCUAUAUUGUAAAAUAUCAUGUAAAAAUGGUUCUAAAGACAAAGAUGCUCGGCUAUUUUGACACGUUGUAGGGAGGCUUGCAUAUCAUGUGCUUUGUUGUUCAUUACUGAGAUCAAAGGUAACAAACGUAAAGUCGUACUGGCGAUUGGACGGAUCGAAUGAUUAGCCGUUUGGUAUACACAACAUCAUAUCCUGAAGUCGACGUAUGCAUGAAAUUAAGGUAUCAUGUCAUUUGCCUGGGAAAGGCCUAGAGAGACAUAAGAACAGAUAUUGGGAUCAAUAAUAAUACUAAGCUCAUGAUUGAC
This is a messenger RNA of Pseudovirgaria hyperparasitica, 1453 nucleotides long. Its product is annotated as Cloroperoxidase. Bases 272 to 1105 code for a protein of 277 amino acids. The transcript is spliced from 2 exons. Lineage: Eukaryota; Fungi; Ascomycota; Dothideomycetes; Acrospermales; Acrospermaceae. The record is from RefSeq and is a predicted model, not a curated record. Gene Ontology annotation, molecular function: peroxidase activity.